Molecule: messenger RNA, 636 nt
Organism: Pedinophyceae sp. YPF-701
Lineage: Eukaryota; Viridiplantae; Chlorophyta; Pedinophyceae
Source: the annotation of a GenBank genome assembly
AUGCCGGGGCACAACAUGACGACGGCUGCGCUGGACCGGAAGAAGGCGUUGGGCGGUGCCAGCAAGAAGUACCUGAGGGAGGCGCGGGUGCCGGCCAAGCUGGAGGGGAGCAUCAAGCGCGACCUGACGGAGUUCAUCUUCAACACGUGCGACUUCAACCACGACGGCCAGCUGGACUUCCGCGAGCUGCUGUCCGCCGUCCGCUCGAUGGGCCUCGUCGUCACGCACGACGAGCUCCUGGCGAUCUUCGAGAAGCACGACCUCGACAAAAGCACCGCGCUCAGCCUCGACGAGUUCACCGCGCUGACCACCGACAUCAUCGAGCGCAACACCGACCCGCAGUUCCAACGGAAAGUCGAAGCCGCGUUCCGCGCGCUCGACAAGGACGGCGACGGGUUCGUGAGCGUGGAGGAGCUGCGGUACAUCCUCGUGCGCGACGGCAAGGAGGAGAACCGGCUGUCGGAGGCGGACGCGGAGCGGCUGCUGAGCGAGUUCGACACGGACGUGGACGGGCGGAUGGACGUCUCGGAGCUGACGCGGCUAAUGCUGCACGCGCCGCUCGUGCACAUGAUGCGCGACGCGCUCAAACGCGGGGGCAUCACGCUGUCGGGGAGCGUCGCCAACGCCAAGGACUAG